Molecule: messenger RNA, 462 nt
Organism: Geodia barretti
Lineage: Eukaryota; Metazoa; Porifera; Demospongiae; Tetractinellida; Geodiidae
Source: the annotation of a GenBank genome assembly
AACAUGUUUAGAGGCAAACCUUUACAAGUUGUGUUGUUAGUGUAUGUAUUGGAGGAAAUUGCUCUUGUCAUUGGGUGAGUGGUAGUGGGAUUUGUGGGCUGGGUUGUUGCAAGGGAAGUAGCAGGGCUUGGUGCUGUGAAAUGGUGUUGUUGCAGGUGGACGAGCAGUCUGGGAUGUGGUGGUAGGUGGUCGAGCUGUAGGUCGAGUUGUUGGUAGAGGAUGUGUUGUUGGAGGAUGUGUUGUUGGAGGACGUGUUGUUGGAGGUCUUGUUGUUGGAGGUUUUGCUGUUGGAGGUCUUGUUGUUGGAGGACGUGUUGUUGGGGGUCUUGUUGUUGGAGGUCUUGUUGUUGGAGGACGUGUUGUUGGAGGUCUUGUUGUUGGAGGAUGUGUUGUUGGAGGACUUGUUGUUGGAGGGUGUGUUGUUGGAGGUCUUGUUGUAGGAGGAUGUGUUGUUGGAGGUCU